AACGUCUCAAAUCACCAAAAGACUCAAGAAAAAGAAACUCUCACUUCUAGCUCUUCACCGGAGACUAAAGGUCUAAAGUCUGACAGAAGGAAUCCAAAACCGAGAGACAAAGAGGCUACAAUACACGACAGUUGUGGGUUGCCUUGAAAACAAAGUCAAGAUUUUGUCGACAACCGUCCUCCGACUCUGACAUGAUGUCCCAGCACGCAGCCUUGACCAGCCUGUUUGGCGACGACCCUUUCUUCAGCCAUGAGCGACUGCUGUGGCCUUUGCGUCACGAGGCUCUCUCCUCACUGCAGCAAGACUUCUUCAACCAGAGAACCAAACUGGCCAACACCCUUCUGAAGGAUCUCCACAUCGGGCCACAGCUGCUCCAGCUCAGCCAGUUGCCUCUCAUGUCCUCCACUUUUGCAAGGCUGAGUGAUGAUAAAGAGCUGCAGAGGGAGACUUCCAGCACAGAGCUGCAAAAGGAAGCUCAGCAGACCACAGACAACAACAGUGACCUCCUGGUAACCCUUGACGCCCGUGGUUACGCCCCCAAUGACAUCACUGUUAAACUGCAGGGACGGAGCCUGGCGGUGGUGGCCAUGAAGCAGGCCGGAGCAGAAGAGAGCCAGUCCUGUGCCUCCUCCUCCUCCUGCGCCUCCUUCUGCUCUUCAGCUUCGUCGAAAAUGGGAUUCGUUCAGAAGAUCGACUUGCCCCCUCACCUUGAUCUGUCCGGCCUCUCCUGCUCCCUCAUGGAUGAUGGGCAGCUGCGAAUCCACGCCCCCGCCACCAAGAAGGCAAUCACUGAGGAGCAGGAGGUGCCUGUUCGGUUCAGGACAUCGCUGGAAUUUCCCAUCACCAAGGAAAAGACAGAGGAGGAACACACAGACUAAUGCACUCCCACUUCACAUGCACACACUGAAUGAAAACACAUAUUUAAAAUAAAUAUAUGUUUUUAUGCCCACGCACACACAAACUUCCACUUGACUGUCUAUAAAGAGUAAAGUUUACCAUAACAAAAUGAA
Plectropomus leopardus (leopard coralgrouper) is the source of this 1010-nucleotide messenger RNA. RefSeq names its product heat shock protein, alpha-crystallin-related, 9 (gene hspb9). NCBI's taxonomy places the organism in Eukaryota, Metazoa, Chordata, Actinopteri, Perciformes, Serranidae. The record is from RefSeq and is a predicted model, not a curated record. Gene Ontology annotation, biological process: protein refolding; negative regulation of apoptotic process; response to heat. Gene Ontology annotation, cellular component: nucleus; cytoplasm.